Molecule: messenger RNA, 1993 nt
Organism: Daphnia magna
Lineage: Eukaryota; Metazoa; Arthropoda; Branchiopoda; Diplostraca; Daphniidae
Exons: 6
Coding region: 1-1785 (594 amino acids)
Source: RefSeq, a predicted model, not a curated record
AUGGGAGCCGGUUACAAGUCUGCACAGAGAAUUUAUCGUCAAGACGUGGUAAAGACGUACACGUUAAGCUGCAAACCUUGCUUGUCGUCAGAUUCAAACAUGAGGUUACUUUUUUUGGGUCUCGUCAUUUUUUGUUUCUCGUCUGUUUUAUCCAAUUCCAUUGAAGGUAAUAGAUCCGAAGACAGUUUGACGGAUGUCUCGGUCAAGGAGGCAAAGAUAUGCAUCAUAUGCGUGACGACCGAUCAAAGCGAAGAAGAGGAAGAACCCAACCCAUCUGAAAUUGGUAGCAUCAACCCGGACGCGGCAACAUCGAAUUUGGAAAGAAGGCAAAAAUGGAAGAAAAAGUGGUUACACAGACGAGAAAAGAAUCGUUUUAUCGAUCACCACCACCACCAUCAUCACCAUCCCCAUCGUUGGAGUAAAAAAGCAAAGCGAAUUGAGGAACGCAAAAAUCGUCUGGCGAACGGCAACAAGAAAUUUUACUCGAAAAUCCAGUACAAGGAACGUUCGUCCCAUACCGACCAGUUGAACGAUGCCAUGGAUAAGAUGCUCACGCUUUUUUCGCAAACAUUGAACAAUGGAAACUCAACAUUUCACUUAAGAUUAAGUAAACCUCAGGAAGAUAUGAAAAUAGUUCCAUGGAUGUUCGUUCAACUCGACAGUAGCGCUGUUUCGGGCGAAAAAAGAAUCACUGGUGGAUCAGAAAACGCCAAUAAACUAGAAACACCCGAAGUGGAAACCGAUAAUGAUGUCGACGAUAACGAAGAUGACGUAAACGCUGAAGGCGACUCUAAAGUAUCUACUGACAUGGAAGAAGAAUCACAAACUUCAGCUGAGGUUAGCAACGCAAAAGAAGGAGCCAAUAAAUCUGCAGACGAUGAUGAUGAUGACGAUGACGACGAGGAAGAUGCAGUUAGCGAAACCUCUGCCAAUGUUAGUUGCGUAGAGAACAACAAUUCGAAACGCUUUAAUCUAAUUUCAAAGCCAUCACCUGUUAUGCUGCCCGACGGUGCCACCGAAUAUUAUGUCAAGUUGCUAAGCCAACAGGAAAUCCAGUGUACAAACGGAUCGUCAGUAGAGCCAUCUACAGGAUUGUCGAAAGUUGAAGGUAAAGACCAAAAGAUGAGCAGAAAGCAAAGGCGAGCUCACGCCCGGCGUUACUCAAGAAAAACAUUUACACGAGUAGAAGGCGUAGAAUUGAUUGAAAGAAGUGGCGAUGUCAUGACCGGUUCAAGGGAGAAUUCGUCUGUUCACGUCGUCGAUGUUCAGUUGCAAAUUGGCCCCUUGACAUUUGUCAUCGAGAAAAAAGCUGCUUAUCCGUUUAAGAAGUCACGCGUUGCAUUUCCUGCGCUGAUGGCUCGACUACGCCUCAAGGUUUUGGAUGGACAGUUGAUGUCAGCAAGGUUCAAGCCCAAGAAAAUCCAACCAAGUGAAGCAGUUGUCAGCCUCCAAUUGGGACAAGAUGAUGAAUUACCCGGCACUGAACAAGUGGUUGCCCGACUUGUAGGUUACCUCAGUCAAGAAACUACAAAUGCUUGGAACACCGGAUACCUUCUCCGCCGUCUCAAAGGCCGAUUUAAGCAACUCUACAUCGGUAAAACAGCACACAAAAAAAUUGAUUUCACCAAUGAAGACGCCAAGGUGCUUGUUAAGCUGCUGCUCGAGUCCACCUCUGAUCAGAAACAGCCUUCAACAGAACACCCAUUGACAGAUGCUCCUGCACAGAAUUUCCAAAAUAGCGAAGUUUUGUCUGAAAUUUCAACAUCAAGGCCACUUAUCCAAUAAUACCAGAAUUUUCCUACAAUCCUGAAAAACUGUUACGAGCCAGCCAAUAAGUUUUUGUUUUAACUAUUACGUUCGUUUAUCGUUGCUUACUCAUAUCACAGACUUCGUAGUCUGUGCUCAUAUGGAUCAGAAAUUCAUGAACCCAAACAGAUGAAAGAGUGUCUUACCCGAGUUUGGAGCCAAUCGAAAAAUACAUGGUUUUCCUUUA